UGGGCAGUAAUCAUGUGUCCAUGUGGGAUUGUUUACAGCCUUAAAUGUAAUCUGCGAGCUGAGAGCCCUCAUGACUUUGCUGAUUUGCUGCUGUCAUGGAAACACAUGCCGAAUGUGGUAAUUUAUGACUUUGCCAGGGGUCUUGCCACACAUACUAAUCUCAGGGUACCAGAAAAGCUGCCCUUCUCUCCAUUUGAAGGACGUUUAGCUGAACCUACUGAAAGCAGCCUAGCACUGGCCACAUGCGGAAAGCUGAAAGUGUCCCUACCUUGGCUGAACACUAAAAAGGUAAUGGCAGAUCCAGAUGGUCAUCUCACAACGGGUUCUUCUGAUCAUUAUGCACUGUAUGAUAGAUUUCAUGAGAGCAAUACCAAAGACCGUAGGGAUAUCCUGAGGAAACUCACCUUGGUACCACAGCUGGCUGGGAGGGUGAAUAGUCAGGUUGCUGAACAACUGUUUGCUAAGAUGAGGAAAAACAACUACUUCUUGAAUAUGACAAUGCCAUCAACCCAUCUCUUUCAAAUGAGGAACAUAAUUCAUCACUACAAUCAAAACAGGAACAACAACAUUUUAAACAGGCUAAAGAAGACUUUUGGGUCUGAAAUGGUGAUGAAUGUUCAUGGACUGGCCACGUUCGGUAAUAUUGUUUUUGACAUCUUUUUUUCAACAUGUAAAACUAUUGUGAAAUUUAAAUUUAUUUUUAUUUGUUUAAAAGACAGGAUUUGAAUGCUUCUACUGUCUAGUUUACUUACAUGUUCAUUUUCACGUUGAUAUAUGUAUUGAAACAGGAAAUCCAGAUGUGCAUCCAGAGGAAACAAAUCCUGAUAUGGACAGGGCCUCUUCCCUUGCUAACAUUGCAACAGUUGCAAGAGGUGUGUUUUUGCUACUUAUUGCAAGAUGUAAGUUUAUGUCUUCUGAUUCACACUCUAAUAUCUUUUUUUUGUUUGUUUGCUUUUUGAUUAUUGAAACCAAAUCAGAGGAGAACCCUGCUCUGAUAAAUGUUAAGACUGCCUCAACUAAAGAAUACCCGAUUAUGUAUCAGAUUCAAGACCUGUCUGCCAGUAGAACUUGCUGGGAUUGUCAGCCAAGCAAUGAACAAAUACAAAUGGUAUGUUGUACUACACAGAUUAUUAAUUCAGUA
Erpetoichthys calabaricus (reedfish) is the source of this 1141-nucleotide messenger RNA. RefSeq lists its product as uncharacterized. The coding region runs from base 13 to 726 and encodes 237 amino acids. The record is from RefSeq and is a predicted model, not a curated record. The transcript has 2 exons. NCBI's taxonomy places the organism in Eukaryota, Metazoa, Chordata, Cladistia, Polypteriformes, Polypteridae.